Cornus florida is the source of this 1691-nucleotide messenger RNA. RefSeq names its product SNF1-related protein kinase regulatory subunit gamma-1. The transcript has 6 exons. NCBI's taxonomy places the organism in Eukaryota, Viridiplantae, Streptophyta, Magnoliopsida, Cornales, Cornaceae. The record is from RefSeq and is a predicted model, not a curated record. The coding region runs from base 120 to 1433 and encodes 437 amino acids.
GUGACUUUAGAGUUGCAGAAGAGACGGACUUUUAGAGAGAGAGAGAGAGAGACACAGAGAGAGAGGGAGAGUUUGAGAGAGAAAAAAAGAGAGUUUUAGAGAGAGAAAGUGUGGGAAAAAUGCAGGGGAUUCGGCCAGCAAAUAUGCAAAUGAAGGAGGAGAGUCCGCGAAGUGAAAUGUCGAGUCCGGAGGCGAAGCUAGGAAUGCAAGUGGAGGAUCUGUGGGACACACAAGAGCCGCAGCUCACUCCUACUGAGAAGCUCAACGCUUGCUUUGAGGGCAUCGCUGUCUCUGACUUCCCUCAUGCUCCUUCGUCUCAAGUUGUUGAGAUAAACUCGAAUACCAGUCUGGCAGAGGCGGUUCAAUUACUGUCCGAACACAACAUUCUGAGCGCACCUGUUGUGGAUGUCGACGCACCUGAGGAUUCAAGUUGGAUUGACAGAUACAUGGGCAUUGUUGAGUUUGCGGGCAUUGUCGUAUGGAUUCUGCAUCAGUCAGAAAGCAAAGAUGAAUUGGCUGGCUCUGAGUUAGUUACAAGUGGAUCAGAAGCAAAGAAUGGGCCUGCUGUUUUAGCCGCAGCUAAUGGAGUAUCUUCUCCUACAAAACUUCGAAACUCAGGCUCUAACUCUGCCACAAUAACUUCUGGAAACUUUUUUGAGGCUCUGACUUCUUCUGAGUUUUAUAAGAACACAAAGGUUCGAGACAUCUCAGGGACAUUCCGCUGGGCUCCAUUUCUUGCUUUGCAGAAAUCCAACUCCCUUUUGACCGUGCUCUUGCUGCUAUCAAAAUACAGAAUGAAAAGUGUUCCUGUGGUUGAUCCAGGGGAAAGGAAGAUUGAUAAGGUCAUUACACAGUCUGCUGUUAUUCACAUGUUAGAAGAAUGUGCUGGUCUUCAUUGGUUUGAAAACUGGGGGGCUAAGAAACUAUCUGAAAUUGGUCUUCCUCUGAUGAAGUCCAAUUACAUUGUUAAGGUCUGUGAAGAUGAACCAGUACUCCAAGCAUUUAGACUCAUGAGACAAAAGGGAGUUGGUGGUGUACCGGUGGUUGAAAGUGGUGGAAGUAAGGCAGUUGGCAAUAUAAGCAUCAGAGAUAUUCAAUUCCUUCUACUUGCACCUGAGAUAUACAAGAAUUAUAGAUCUAUUACGGCUAAGAAUUUCCUUACAGCAGUCAGAAGCUAUCGGGUGGAGCAUCGAGAGUCAUCACCAGUGUUUAAGGGCAUGAUUACAUGCAGAAGAGACAACACUGUCAAGGAAGUUAUUCUGAUGCUCGACUCCAUGAAAAUCCAUCGGAUUUAUGUUGUUGAUGAUGAGGGAAAUUUAGAAGGGGUCAUCACGCUUAGAGACAUAAUCUCAAGGUUAGUACAUGAGCCGCGUGGUUACUUUGGAGACUUUUUUGACGGUGUCUUGCCACUGCCUGAGAACUACAGAGUCUAAGAGGCAGUAACUUCGUUCUUAACCUUUUGUUGUUGUUGAAUGAUCUUUGUGUCAUGGGGUAGCAUUUGGUUUGUUAACCGGAGACCAGCUGGAAAUGGUGAUUGUAACAUAGGCAAGCACCUUGUAAUUAUUGACACAGUUUGUUUGUCUGUUUAUUCUGUUGUAUCCUGAAAACUCCAUCCUGGCUGUGUUGUUGCGAACAUUAAAUAAAUAAAUAAAUAGAGGGAAAAUCUCCUCUUUAUUCUUUUGUCAUUUUAA